This is a messenger RNA of Serpula lacrymans var. lacrymans S7.9, 2131 nucleotides long. RefSeq lists its product as uncharacterized. The annotation marks the transcript as partial. The transcript has 7 exons. Lineage: Eukaryota; Fungi; Basidiomycota; Agaricomycetes; Boletales; Serpulaceae. The record is from RefSeq and is a predicted model, not a curated record.
GGUUUGUAUCAUGUAAAUGACGUUAAAAACUACGACUUCUCUCCUUUUCAAACGGAAGCUAGUACUCAACGCAUUACACGAUUCAAGAGACCUCGAGUGGAACAAUCGCAACAGGUCACGGGCUUACACAUCAUAUUCCACCGCUAUAACCUUCUACUCCAUGGAUGCGACGACAGUGAUUCACGAGCUUGAAGAUAUUUAUGACUGGCCUCCUCCUGUAGCGAAGCUCGCAGACUUACUUUCUCAGCCACUCCCAUCUUGGCUUGCCACCGGUCCAUACCCUUUCACGUCCCCUUGUGCCUCUGAUUCUGUAGAUCUUCUAUCUGGAUACUCAACUGAUCAUAUAGUAACGACCGAGAAUUAUGGCGGCUCUACGUCUUUGAAAGUCGUGUUUGACUUGGUCAUGACGGCCUCGUCUGAUUUACGCGCCCUCAGUGGCAGCGUUGCAUACGGUUGUCCUCGCCCCACCAUUCCAAUUUGGAUCACAAUGCUUAAGCAUCUAUUUCUCCAUUGCUCGGAAGACAUAUCGAUACUGUAAUGAUCUUUUCUCUUUUUUUUUUUUUGAAGUUUGCAUGUUUCUGAUAACUUGACGCGCGGAUUUAUUUUCAAUUUUUAGUGAAGAUGAAUAUUUUGUCAGGCCACGCGCGCCUCAUUCGCAGGAUGUUUCCUCCAGUGGUCCAAUCACCGACGGCUUUGCAUCACUUAUUAUAGCCCACUAUGUCGAUCGAGCGGAUGAAGAUCAAGACACUGGCUCAGCAUGUCACUCCUCACAAGACAGCUGUACGAGCUCUUCUAGCGAUGACAAUUCUUCUCAUGUACGAGACGAAAACUAUGGGGAUAACGGCGAAAUUACGAAGAAGAGGAAGGCAAACACGAGUAGCUCAAAGAAUCAUUCUUCGAAGUUUCCUAUCCACGCCCAUCUUCUUCCCACACGCGGUCGUCAUCUCUCCGCCGUCCUCCCGAUUAUCGGGGUUGCUGACGAAUAUAAUAUCAUCCCUCUCAUGUCAAGUAUGCUUUACCAACGGCGUGUUUGGCACAUCGACCAACCAGUUAUCGGAAUUAUUUUCCAAGGGACUGGAACUGUUGGCCAAGUCUUAUUUGGUUGGCUGGAUCAUGAUUCUGGGACGAGCGGAGAUUUGCCUGGGGUCCAUAUCGCAUGUGCCAGCCCAAACUCUCAGCCUAAGGCGUCAUUAGGCAUAUUCGAUUUAACCGACCCAGUGGCCGCCAUAUCAUUGGCCCAAUUUGUGCUUGGAUUAUCGUCGUAUUUCAAGGACCUUAUCAACGCCACAUCAGUAACGUCUGUCGAUGCGGAUCCAUCCCUGCACUGGAGAUCAGAUCUCAUCGAUAUUUCCUCUGAAUCAGGAGAACAAUGGAAGGAGCGAGUUUCAAGGUGGGCAUGCGACGUACACGUGUCCACAUGCGCGAGCAGCGAUACUUCCUCUUCUCCUCCCCGUACCCCACCAUUACACGCUACACGUUCUCAGCCUAGCUACUGGUCCCCAGCUAUGUCAUCAACGAAUCUGGGUACUAUUCACGAGGAAGGACAUGAUGAGCCCAGAAGCUCCAAAUAUACUUUAAGUGUCAAAGUUGAUGGUACCCAAAGUGACCGCAAAGUGAGCAUAGAUACAAGCCCCCCUGGAAAUCAACAUGCUGUCAGCCAGCAGUCCUCGAGCAAAAAGUCGAACACAGAUUUAUCAAACUCUAGUUUUGCGAUGAAGAGUGAGAAUGGCUUAGAUGAAGAAUUAUCGAUUACGAAUUGGCUUUUUGAUAGAAGAGCAUUCACGAUCGGUAGAAUCUUGUUAACAAGUUUUGCUCAUAACCCUGGACUGCAAGCAAAAGAGAUUAAUGAGAAAAUCACAUUUUAUGACGAGACAACCAAAUUUUGCUGGCCAAGCAGUUGGAAAACAUUGAGUGACCUCCCUGGAACAGACCUUAGCAUUGAAGGGCAUCGUAAAAUACUUUUUGUAAAUUAUAACAACUAUGUCCAGGCUGGCAACGAGGUUCCAGACCUGGAGACCAAAAUCAUGGAACUCCUCUCCAGUCGGUUCUCCUCUAUGUUGUCAUCUUCCGAUGGUGCAUAUACUCGAGCUCUUGCAGCGGCGAAACGUAAUUCUAAUGAAGCUGAACGCCG